AUUUUUAUGACUUUAACCGUAUUAAAAUAUUGCAAUCUUAUAUAUGGGUAGCAAAUGUUAAUGCACUUUGUACUUGUGAUAUUGGGGCAAUCUGUGCAUUCGGGCGUAUUAUACCAACGUUUAAUCGUCGGAACUCCAAUAAAGGUGCAUUAGAGACCGGAUUUGUGCAAAAAAAAAACCUGUUUUCGGACUUUUCCAAAACAACGAACAAAGAACCUGACCACAAUGUCCUCAUCCGAUGGAAAACUACGUUACGACGGCCGUGUGGCGGUGGUGACUGGUGCCGGUGCCGGCUUGGGUCGGGAAUAUGCCCUCCUCUUCGCCGAACGUGGCGCCAAGGUGGUUGUAAACGAUUUGGGUGGCACCCAUUCCGGCGAGGGAGCCUCUCAGCGUGCCGCAGAUAUUGUGGUGGAAGAAAUCCGAAAGGCAGGUGGUGAGGCGGUGGCCGACUACAACUCUGUGAUCGAUGGAGCAAAGGUCAUCGAGACGGCAAUUAAUGCCUUCGGACGCGUAGACAUCCUGGUGAAUAAUGCCGGUAUAUUGCGUGAUCGGAGCCUGGUUAAGACCAGUGAACAGGAUUGGAAUCUAGUCAACGAUGUCCAUCUGAAGGGCAGCUUCAAGUGCACCCAAGCAGCAUUCUCGUACAUGAAGAAACAGAAUUAUGGUCGCAUCAUUAUGACUUCAUCCAAUUCGGGAAUCUAUGGCAAUUUUGGCCAGGCCAAUUACUCGGCUGCCAAAAUGGGUUUAGUCGGACUGGCCAACACUGUAGCCAUCGAGGGAGCCCGCAACAACAUCCUGUGCAACGUUAUCGUUCCCACGGCCGCCAGUCGGAUGACCGAGGGCAUCCUGCCUGACAUCCUAUUUAACGAACUGAAGCCCAAGUUGAUUGCCCCUGUGGUCGCCUAUUUGUGCCACGAGUCUUGCGAGGAUAAUGGCAGCUAUAUCGAAAGUGCCGCCGGUUGGGCCACCAAGGUACACACUGUUCGAGGCACGGGAGCUGUGCUACGACCAUCGCUGGAUGACCCCGUGACCAUUGAGUACGUGAAGGAUGUGUGGUCUAAGGUAACCGACAUGUCGAAUGCCAAGCACUUGGGUGCCAUUGGAGAGGCCUCCGGAACCCUACUGGAAGUUCUUGAGAAGCUAAAGGAAGGCGGUGGCGACGCCGUGGAGGACUCCUUCGAUUUUAACAGCAAAUCGCUCAUCACGUACGCCCUGGGUAUUGGAGCAUCUAUCAAGAACUCUAAGGACAUGCGUUUUCUGUACGAAAACGAUGCUGAUUUCGCCGCCAUUCCUUCAUUUUUCGUGUUGCCGGGUCUCCUGCUGCAAAUGUCCUCUGACAAGCUGAUCAGCAAGGCCCUGCCUAACACCCAGGUCAACUUCUCUAACAUUCUGCACGGCGAACAGUACCUAGAGAUCGUCGACGAUCUGCCCACCAGCGGCACUUUACUAUCCAGCGGUAAGGUCUUCGAUGUGAUGGAUAAGGGAUCCGGCGCCGUUGUCGUCACCAAUACCGAAUCUUUUGACGAGAAUGGCCGCCUUUUGGUGCGUAACCAGAGCAGCACAUUCGUGGUCGGCGCUGGCAAAUUUGGCGGCAAGAAGGAGCCCAUCGCCGGAGUUGUUCCGCUCCAGCCGACACCCAAUCGCCAGCCGGACGCCUCUAUUCAAUACAUCACGAGUGAGGACCAGGCUGCGCUUUACCGUCUCUCCGGCGACAGCAACCCCCUGCACAUCGAUCCCCAGAUGGCACUGCUUGCCGGCUUCAAGACACCCAUUCUCCAUGGACUCUGCACAUUGGGCUUCUCCGUACGCGCCGUGCUGGCACAGUAUGCGGACAACAACCCGACUCUGUUCAAGGCUGUCAAAGUGCGUUUCUCUGGACCCGUGAUUCCUGGCCAGAGUUUGCGGGUCGACAUGUGGAAGCAGGGUACACGCAUCAGCUUCCGCACUGUGGUCGUAGAGACUGGCAAGGAGGUCAUUUCGGGUGCCUACGUAGACUUAAAAAGCUCACCGGCCAAGCUGUAAGCUAAUCAACUUGACUUUGCCUUCGACGUGAUGGAUCGUCUAUGUCUUUAGAUUUCGCAUUGCGUCCGUUUACUAUCUAACAUGUAACAAAUAUGCAUAUGCAUAUGCUAUUUUUAACGCCCGUGGUGGUAGAAGUAUUUUUUUAUACAACACUGUUUCAAUAUUUCCAAUAAAAUAAAACAAUAAUGGACUCAUAA
Molecule: messenger RNA, 2219 nt
Organism: Drosophila eugracilis
Lineage: Eukaryota; Metazoa; Arthropoda; Insecta; Diptera; Drosophilidae
Gene: Mfe2
Product: peroxisomal multifunctional enzyme type 2
Exons: 3
Coding region: 226-2022 (598 amino acids)
Molecular function (GO): oxidoreductase activity
Source: RefSeq, a predicted model, not a curated record